GAAGCGUGCGCUGAGGCUUAAGCCCGCUGUUAUGAAACGCGGCCGCAGCGCCUCUGAAUGAAAGCCUCCUUCAUUCCGCGCUGGCGGGGACCAAUAACCUCUCUUCAUUCUGCGGUCCCCGUUUGACGCGUCAGCCGGGCGCGCCCACUGCACAUCUCCAACUCCUCCGGACCCAGCGACGGGGUUUAGCUUGGAUGGAGUCACGGAAAGACAACACAUGCUGCGGAGAAGGCUUUCGCAGCCGAGUGGGAAGUCGCGGACAGGGCCCAGCAAAGCGGAGGCUAAAAGGCUAAGUUAGCAGGCACUUUCAUCCGGGAGCUGACGCUGUUUUCAUCCACAUACCAGUAAAAGGGAGCGCUGGCACUUUUUGGGGUUAGUCAGGACACACCCAGUCCUAACUUCAACACAGGAACUGAAUGAACUGAAAGAGGGACAAGAACCUUUUGGAGGACAGCCCAGCAUAAUCACAAAGAGAGUGAGCAAUGGGUGAUUCCGGCGAGGACUAUGGAAACUACACCUAUGAAUACUACCUGGAGUACGGCGACUUGGAGGAGCUAAAAGUAGAACACAAGCAGAGGGAAACUAUGCACAUUAUCUCCGUGGUCAUCUACAUUAUUUCCUUUGUGCUCGGUCUGAUUGGAAAUGGAACUGUGAUUUGGGUGACAGUGUUUAAAAGCAAAAAGACUGUUAACAGUAUCUGGUUGCUCAAUCUAGCCAUUGCAGACUUUGUGUUUGUGCUUUUCCUACCCUUCUACAUUGAUUACAUACUGCGGGACUUCCACUGGGACUUUGGUCUGGCCAUGUGUAAGAUUAACUCAUUUGUGUCUGUGAUGAACAUGUAUGCCAGCGUGCUCUUUCUCACAGUACUCAGCAUAGACAGAUAUGUUUCUCUGGUCCACCUCAACUGGUCUCAGAGGUAUCGCACUGUAGAGAGAGCCUGGGUUGUCUGUGGUUGCAUAUGGGUGCUAGCUGCCGCCAUGAGUUGUCCAGCACUGAUUUUUCGUGACACCAUGCGCUUGCACGACAAGGUGGUGUGCUUCAACAACUUCCAUGCACAGGACGGACACACAGCAGCCAUGAGACACAUUAUAAUAGUGGCCAUUCGUACCACAGUGGGAUUCCUUUUGCCUUUUACUGCUAUAUGUGUGACAGGCAUACUUCUAACAAUCAAAGUGAACCAAUCUGGGGGCUUGGUUCGUCUGUCCAGCUUCUCAAAAACAGUGUCUGCAGUAAUUCUGGCCUUCUUUUUAUGCUGGGCACCUUUUCAUACUUUUAGCUUGAUGGAGUUAUCCAUACAUUCCUCAUUAUACCUACACAGCAUACUGAAAGCUGGCUUUCCUCUCGCCACCAGUUUAGGCUUUUUUAACAGCUGCAUUAACCCCCUGCUGUAUAUGCUUCUGGGCAAAAAGGUGCGUCAUAUCCUAAAGCGGGCAUGCUUUGACUUAACUAAGAGUUCACUGAGGGAGCUCAGCCAGUCAAUCUCUGCCACUGAGAUGGAGUCUGUGCCAGCCGUUCACCAGGACAGUGUCCCAGAGGAGCCUGUGGAGUCAUCAACUCUAUGAUUACAACCACCCUCAGACUGUAGUAGUUGUCCAUGAAAUGCAUGAGGUCAAGACUGGCUAUUACUUAACCUUAAAUGUGGGGGAUUAUCAUAGCUGUUUUUUCCAGCUGGAGUGUUAAGAUUUUCCUAUUUUGUUUCACUUGGACAGUUAUUUGUAACUAUUCUCAAUGGAAAAGCUGAGCACAACUGUGUAUAAUGUGCACAUUAUGUUAGCAUCGUUCCUUUUAUUUUUCAGUUGCAUGACCCAAGUGAUUUGCAGACAAGGGGGCAAGAUAAAAUUAAAGAGGCUGAAAUGACUAAUGAGCUAAUGAUAAUUUAAAUGACUUUGAUAAGCAAUUAAUCCUUUAAUUUGUUAAUAAAAAUCAGAAGCAUUCUCUGGUUCCGGCUUCUCAACUGUGAGAAUUUCCUUUUUUUUAUUUCUUUUUUCCUUCCAUGAUAGUGACCUGAAUUACUUUGUGUUUUGGACUGCUGCUCUCAUGUUGUGAGGGACAUUUUUCACUAUUUUGCCACAUUUUAUAGACUAGGAAAAACAUUCACAGAUGAAUUGUCACUUAUAUCAAAUGCAUCUUAUGUAUUUGCUGAUUUUUGUUAUUGUAGUACGCUCGAAGCAGGACAUCUUUGGUUCCUAAAGAUAAGAUAUGCUGCAUAUAUCUAUUUGUACUCUAACAUUUAUGUUUUUAUACUGUUUUAUAUUGGCUGCUAGCCACCUAUUAAUGUAUUUUAAACUAGUUGAAAGUUUUAUAAAUGUUUUAUUCUAAUAUAUUCCAUGUAAAUAGCAUUUAUCUUAAUAAAAUGUCUUCUUUGUUUGAA
Messenger RNA from Chelmon rostratus (copperband butterflyfish), 2371 nucleotides. RefSeq names its product chemerin chemokine-like receptor 2 (gene cmklr2). The record is from RefSeq and is a predicted model, not a curated record. Gene Ontology annotation, biological process: complement receptor mediated signaling pathway; phospholipase C-activating G protein-coupled receptor signaling pathway; inflammatory response. Lineage: Eukaryota; Metazoa; Chordata; Actinopteri; Chaetodontiformes; Chaetodontidae. The transcript has 3 exons. Gene Ontology annotation, molecular function: G protein-coupled receptor activity; complement receptor activity. The coding region runs from base 483 to 1562 and encodes 359 amino acids. Gene Ontology annotation, cellular component: plasma membrane.